GGGGCACGGAGAAAACCAAUCGCAGAAAAGGCAAAUGUAAAUGGUUCAAUGUUGCGAAAGGAUGGGGUUUUAUCACGCCUUACGACGGGGAGGCCGACAUUUUUACCCAUCAGUUUCAAGACCUUUUAGCCAAACGAAUUAACAUCUUCAACUUCAACUUGCUUUUAAAGAAGUGCUACAACUGUGGGGAGUUAGCCAAUCAUGUUGCAGCGAAAUGCAUUCUUGGACCUCAACCUAAGAAAUGUCACCACUGCAAGUCUGAGGAGCAUCUAAUUGCCGAUUGCCCCUUUCGUGAUGAAUUGCGGAAACUUAAACCCGAGAGGCAAGAGCCGCCAGAAUAGGCGUGUGGAAUACAAACAUUUUAUCGGUAAAAGCUCCUGUUACCGAGAAUAAUAAGACGUUGGACCAAGGUCAGAAGUACAGAGUUGCUAGUGGUAGUGUCAUGGCGUUAUUUAGGUCAAUGUUUAUAGAGACAACUUGCCACAGGAAAAAAGUGACCCUCUCUUCAGUUUGGUGUGUAGUUCCUAAUACCCUUUUGGGGUUGAGACCUAUUAACCUCUCCCCUAGUCCAGUUCAGUCCGCCCAGCCGCCCCUUUGCUGACCAUGUGUCAGUCUAACAUCACAACUUUUGGUCCACAACCCUAAAAUAAAACCGCCUUCAUCGGAGACUGUAGGGACAAUCUAUCUCUGUGACAACUGUCGUUAUGUGAUAUUUAAUAUUGUUUGAAUAUACUACAGAGAUAUAAGACAAUAUCUGCAGAGAAACACUGGUCUAACAGUACGCCAGCUUUUAAUACAAACACUGUCAUCUAGGGUUAACACAGUGUGAACAUUUUUCUUAUUAUCAUGACCUUUUAUACAAGAGUCAUGUCUGCUUUUAAAUUAUAUUUUACUACACGUGAAUGUUGUUUUCAUAGGAGAUUAAUGUUUUGUGAUAGCUUUUCUUACUUUAGUGAAAAUGAGUAAUAAGUUCAAUGGUGAAAAUCUCAUUUUCGUUAUGUCUGAUAUUCGGGAAACCUACCGUUCGUCCUUAGUUAUUUGAUAUAAAAUACCAGUAAAAUCUCACUUGCUUGUUUCCGUC
Messenger RNA from Limulus polyphemus (Atlantic horseshoe crab), 1081 nucleotides. RefSeq names its product protein lin-28 homolog. The record is from RefSeq and is a predicted model, not a curated record. The annotation marks the transcript as partial. Gene Ontology annotation, molecular function: zinc ion binding; nucleic acid binding. The transcript has 3 exons. Lineage: Eukaryota; Metazoa; Arthropoda; Merostomata; Xiphosura; Limulidae.